Messenger RNA from Trichoderma harzianum CBS 226.95, 1635 nucleotides. RefSeq lists its product as hypothetical. The transcript has 6 exons. Gene Ontology annotation, molecular function: methyltransferase activity. NCBI's taxonomy places the organism in Eukaryota, Fungi, Ascomycota, Sordariomycetes, Hypocreales, Hypocreaceae. Bases 332 to 1393 code for a protein of 353 amino acids. The record is from RefSeq and is a predicted model, not a curated record.
UUGCUGGUGUAGACAUCCUGCGUCAGUUGCUGUUCUUCUCGGAUUUAUGCUUUCAACUAGCUCCGCCGCUGCUCGAAUACCUUCAGCUCUCCGCCUUUGCUACAUCUCUUGUCUGGUAUUAGUGUCUCAGUGUCAUAUACAGUAUUACGGCGUCUUCGUUUGUCGAAAGGAUUUCCACGGGCCGAUUUCUGCCAUACAAUUUAUAUCUCCGGCUACCCAUCCAUGAGUUUGAAGCUCUAGCCAUUUGACACCAUACUCCUCACCGAUAUUCUUCCUCCUUUUAUUUCCAAUCUUAUUUUACUUUCAGGUUUACCUAAAUACCUGGUUGACAAUGGAAGACGAAUCACAGCCUCUGCCCGAAAAUAACGAUGGCCAGGCUAUCUCGGGGCUGCAGGGAUACCAAUUCACUUUUGGCGUUUCUGCCCCUAGCUCAUCAGAUGAUAGCUUCAUUGAACCAGAUGCCGAAAGCACGUGGAUGUUCGAUUCAUCAUCAUUAACCGAUAGCGUCAUGGACUUCCCACGGCAGUUUGGCCGGACCUAUCAUGCGUAUAAAGAAGGGUCGUACGCUUUCCCAAAUGACGAAGUAGAACAAGAGCGAUUAGCUUUACAGGAUUGUGCGUUCACCAGGGCGAUGGGUGACAAGCUCUACUUUGCUCCGCUGGAUGAGCAUCCUCCCAGGCGAAUCCUCGACAUUGCUACUGGCACGGGGGACUGGGCCAUAUCAAUGGGCGAUUGCUUCCCGAAUGCUAUAGUUACAGCUACGGAUCUAUCACCAAUCCAACCCGAGGUCGUUCCGACGAAUGUGGAAUUUUAUGUGGAAGAUUCCUCCGAACCUUGGAAUUACAGCGAAACCUUUGACUACAUUCAUACCAAAACAACAGGCGGCUGUUGGGAAUCCUACGAAACACAGAUUGCACAACAAGCCUUUGAAACACUUGCCCCAGGAGGCUGGUUCGAAUCUCAAGAGUGCGACUCUGUACCUCACUGCGACGAUGGUACGCUCAAACCGGACAGUGCAUUGGCAUUAUGGUUCCAGGAGUUUCUUCACGCUGGAGAAGAGGCUAAGCGUCCCCAUUCGGAAGGUUGCAAGCUUAAAAGCAUAUAUGAGCGCGUUGGGUUUGUCGACGUCCAUGAACGGAAAUUUAAAGUUCCUCUGAACGGCUGGGCCAAGGACCAGGAUCUCAAGGAGAUUGGGAGGUUGAUGGAGAUGAAUAUGCAGAUGGGGCUGAGUGCAUUUUCGCUGGCCCCUUUCAACCGCGUCUAUGGACGGACACCUGAGGAGAUUGAGGUAUCUUUGGUUGAAGUCCGGCGAGAUGUGUCGGAUCCAUCGAUUCACGCAUACUUGCCCAUCUUUGUGGUUUGGGGGAGAAAGCCAUUUCCAGGAGAACAGUGAUGAUAAAAGAAAAAUACUCCGUGGCUAACACUGCCAUUUCUUCUCCUUUCCCCCUUCUUUUCCCGUUCUUGUUUCUCUCAUACUUCUUUUUCCUCUUUUUCUUCUCUUUCAACUCAUCUUCAACUCUCUCCCUCUUUUUCCUGCUUUCCGUUCUUUUGUUUUCCGUUCUUUCAAAAUACAUGUUAUAGGGCACUAUUAGCAACAUAGCUCGGCGUUGGGAAUAGAACCAAACUACAAGAUAA